GUCGAAACGGCUCGACCAAUCAAAUCGCUGGAUUUGGGUCUUGUCUCGGCAUGUUCUCGUAGCCCUGCUUCUCACCGGAUCCACGUGUACGCAGAGAUGUAAAACUACAUGGUGACAUAAUGUCAGAUUCACCCUGGAGAUACUCCACCAGUAAUGGAGUGGACCGAAAUAUCUUGUCAUCCACCAACGAAGAAACGAGCACUAUUUCUCAUCAAACUAAAAAACGAAGAAAAAAGAAUAAACUGAAAAAAUCCAGAACUGAAUCCCAUGAGUUCUCAUUUGAACAAAAACGAGGAAAGAAAAGAAAGUUAGAUGAGCAUUUGGAAAUCAAGACCGAAUGUGUUAAACAUAGAGAUGUUUCAGAUUCUGUAUCUGAACAAUCAAAUUAUGUGCAAUUCAAAAGGCCCAGGAUAACUCCUUAUACACUGACUGGUGAAGCUGAGUCUGCAUCACCUCUCUGUAGCAGCUGGGAGGUGGACAGUGGCUUUUCUUCUGAAUCCAGUCCUCCCAGUAGUGGCAGGAGUUCACCGUGUGUGGGAAUAGACCACUCUAAGCUUGUAGCAAUGGACUGUGAAAUGGUCGGCACUGGAACUGGGGGCAAGUGUAGUGAAGUGGCACGCUGUAGUAUAGUAAAUUAUUAUGGUAGUGUUUUGUAUGAUAGAUAUAUUUUACCUCGGAAUCCAGUCACAGACUACCGCACAAGAUGGAGUGGCAUUAGGAAACAUCAUUUACAACAGGCAGUGGCUUUUGAGGACGCUCAGAAUGAGAUCGUCAACAUCCUCACUGGGAAGAUUAUUGUGGGCCAUGCCUUAUUUAAUGAUUUCCAGGUUCUUGACAUCUCUGUCCCGCCACAGAUGAUUAGGGAUACCUGUUCCUGUAUAUUGCUGCGAGGGUUGUAUAACACCUCCACUAGAUGCAAUGUCUCUUUGAAGAAACUGUCUCAGGAACUUCUCAAUAGGACAAUACAGUCUGGAAGAAUGGGUCACUGCUCUGUAGAGGAUGCUUGUGCUGCCAUGGACCUGUACAAGCUGGUAGAGGACCAGUGGGAAAAAUACAUACAGUCCAAGGAUUUAAACACUGUCCAUACCUCAAACCCCAACAACAACCUCGAGCACUACAUGGAGGACCAGUACUGGCCAGAAAACAUAAUGGACUGCAGCCCCUAAGACCAAGAGUCAGGAUAAUGAUGCCACCCUCGAUGCUAGGAACUGUCUUUGUUGGUUAAUGUUAUUUAAACCUCCAACUUUUCUAAACAUGUUAACAUACAAUUAGGAAAUACAUGGAAAUGUUGUAGAACAUUACCUAGCACUUGAAAAGUUUAUUUAAAUAACUUAAACUUUGACUUAAAAGAUGAUUGUUUAUUAAGGGAAUUUGAAUAUUAAAGUUAAUAACAGGUUUCUAAAUUUACACAGACUGUAUUUUAAUUAAUGACUCCAUUGUGAGUCUUAAUUUGUAUGAUUAAUAUUAAUGUGUAAUGUUAAUGACAUUAUGCUGCUAGUUCGCAAUAUAUUCAUAUGUUUUCAAACUGACAGUGCUCUUCAUCCAAAAAGUAUUGUCAUGCGAAAACUUGAAAUAUGAAAUGUUUAAAUAAAGAUUAUGGGGGGAAAAAAUCUUGAACUCCAAAUCAUUUUAUAGCAUUUCUUUCAAGGUAGAUAGUGAAAUUUCUGCAAAAAAUAAGUCACUGUCAAACCAAGUAGGAAAUGUGUGUGUAGUAUUUGAGCACAAGUAAGUGAAAACUGUUUUGCCCUCAUGCAAAAUUCAAGAUAAUGUUGAAAUGAUUUGAUUCAACCAAAAAACUAUUCACUCAACAAUAGUAAAUGUGACAGCUCCUAAAAGGGAUAGUUAACAUAAAAAUAAAAAUAUACGAUUCUGUCAUUUACUCUCCCUCAUCUUGUUCCAAAUCUGUAUAAGUAUCUUGCGUUGAACACAAAAGAUAUUUGAAAAAAUUUUGCUAACCAAACAGAUCACAAUAUUGUUAUUUUUGCUUUAAAAAUGGUCUUUAUGAGCUAAAGCUUUUUAAAGCAAUAGAAAUUUCAUAAUUCUCUUUUUACCAGUGUCAAUAUCAAAUUUGGCACUCCAUGUUUCGAAUGCUUUAUUCGGUGGCCAAGAGAGCUCAACGCUCUUCAAAUUAAGAAAACAACUUCUUCAAUUUAACAAUUUGAAUAAAUAUUCUUGCACACGCAUCUUAACAUGUGUGCCUCUGACAGCGUGUGCAUAAAGCAAAAUGAGUUUUCUUUGACUGUAGAUUGUGUUUCAGUGGCUUAAAUUCACUUGUUUUUAAACAACAAAGCAUUUUGGUGACAAUGUAGCACAGCAGCAUCAAUAUAUAGAUGAUAGUUUAAAAUUUCUACUGGUUGACAAAUUUCUACCAGUGAUGGUGUCUGCUGGUUCAUCACCCACCCUACUGGAAGUCAAUGGCUGCCGUCAACUGUAUGGUUAACAACAAUCUUCAAAAAUAUAUUCUGUUUUGCGCAACAGAAGAAAGAAUAGCUGAAACUACAUCAUCACCUAAUUUAUCAGUAAAUAGGACUACAUUUUGGUCCAACCCAUGUAAUGCCUCUCUUGGCCCCGGUGGCCAAGUGUAACUGCUUUUACUCUUCUCUUUGCUCAAGAUGUACAUUUCAAAGCUUUGAAUCUAGUAUUUUGGUUUUUAACAGACUACAGUGUGAUGCAAGCUCUUAAUUUGGCAGCGCAUGACCAAGGUUGGAUUGAAACUGUAAUGUAAUAGGUUGUUUUAUAAAUUGUCAUGUAAAUGUUUAUUGAUCUAAAGAUUCUGGCUUGGCUGAAACAAUAUAGCUGCAUAAUAAUGAAUCUUCAAA
This is a messenger RNA of Carassius gibelio (silver crucian carp), 2819 nucleotides long. RefSeq names its product apoptosis-enhancing nuclease. Gene Ontology annotation, molecular function: exonuclease activity; nucleic acid binding. The record is from RefSeq and is a predicted model, not a curated record. NCBI's taxonomy places the organism in Eukaryota, Metazoa, Chordata, Actinopteri, Cypriniformes, Cyprinidae. Gene Ontology annotation, cellular component: nucleus. The coding region runs from base 120 to 1166 and encodes 348 amino acids. The transcript has 4 exons.